Messenger RNA from Branchiostoma belcheri (Belcher's lancelet), 1890 nucleotides. RefSeq lists its product as uncharacterized. Bases 139 to 993 code for a protein of 284 amino acids. The record is from RefSeq and is a predicted model, not a curated record. Lineage: Eukaryota; Metazoa; Chordata; Leptocardii; Amphioxiformes; Branchiostomatidae. The transcript has 2 exons.
GUUGAAUAUGGACCGAGGUCAGGGGUCAGUGUGUUGAGUACGGCCGACGUCACAGGUGGAUUUGAGUCCCAGGUACCAGGAAGAAGCUUGUUCUACUCAUUUCUAAUUUUACAGCUUGUUUUGUUCUUGACUGACAAUAUGCGAGGAGGCGAUUUGCUGGACAGUACCACCCCACGGCCCGGAUUGCGAUGGAAGAGUUGGAUCAAGAGUCCCAAAGUUUUGGGGUUUGCGUCUUCCGCAUUCUUCCUCGUUUUUGUGAACUACCUUCACUUCGGAGUGGUUCUGAAAACGUGGUCUCCUCAGAAACCCCCCGUGGACCGGGAGAGUUGCACCUGCCCGUGUUGGGAUACCAUCUUCAAGGGGACGUACCAGAUGGGAAUCAGCGGCUACAAACACAUGUACUUCAACAUCACCCCGCAGGCGCUAAAGAUGUGGACCCUGACUGUAGUCACCAUCCUGAUGGUACACGAAUGUAUCUGUUACAUCAUCCGCAUCUUUCUGAACAGUAAAAUCAGGACGUCCAUGCUCCUGCUGCUAGUCUCUGUCGUCCACUCACACUACUACUCGUGGUGGGUUCUGUGGGGGUACUACAACGACGAUUUCUACGCGCAGUGGCCGCAUCAGAUGUUCUUCACCCUUACGGAGCUGAUGUCGACAGUUCUGGUGCUGUGGCAGCUGGAUGAAGCAACCCCCUUGUCCCCGCGACUGACGCUCGUCAUCGCUGACAUCGCCCUCUUGCACAUCCUGGCCGGGGGAAUCGACCAGUUCGUCCUCAACGUGAUCUUCGGGCUAGGGGAGCGUCAUCAAGUGCUCAGAGACCUCGCCUUUAUGUCGUCUGAUAUCAUAUAUCUGAUAGUGGCGUGCAUAGAGUUAGCGCGCUUAUCUUGCGGCAACGGAAUGACUUUAUCGCUUCUGUGGAAAUCACUAAAGUGGGAUCUGCUGUACUCCGGUCUUGUUAUAUCGGCCCUGCUCGUGUUUUUAUCGCUCCUCUGACGUAUGCUGCACUUGUAUCUUGUGAUAUGCUAUCUUAGUGACUUCCGUAGAGUUAAUACCAGCUGAGCUGUAAAGGAAGACAUGUCAGAGGCGUUAUGCCGACUGUAGCACGUUGUACAAGUAUUUUUUAAUUUCAAUUUCUGAAGAAUUUUACUGUCACGUGACAGAAAAGGCACUAGGCUCUCUUUUCACAAUUAUGGUCAGCUGGACCAGGCCCAUCGUCUACCGGGAAGGAGGCCGAUGAAGAAUUUUAUUAUACAGUAUAUAGGGGUUGUAGAGAUGUAUGUACAUAAACCGCUCAUGCAUAUUCAGCACUGUAAAGGCGUAACAUUGUUCACAGUUGGAGCUGCAUAUCUCACCAUGUUGUAACAAUAUACAUAUGUAUGUCACAAUUACUUUACGUUUGAGACUGUAUUGUUAGCAGUAACAUCAGUGCACAGUCAACCAGUAACAUUUAAGCUUAAUUCAGCUCACAGUGAACCAGUCUCAAUUGCCCUUUGGAAGAUGACAGGUGGUCAUCGAACUGCGAGCGAAACUUCGGGUCUUGUUAAACAAGUGGUUGUGAAUAAAGAACACUGCUAUCAUUUGCCAAAGUCAUACUGAAUCAGGUUUAAACUGUUAUUCCCAAGACAAGACAUUGGACUUACACAAAUUUACUACUGUACCGUGAACUCAAGUCUUUGUCAAGGAUUGUGAGAUCGGUGAUGUCACGCGUGUACCAUUCGCAAUACUAUACUCCCGUGUACCUAUUUAUUUUUAAAGAGAGUUAGAGUUAGAUGAAUUAUAGUAUAUAGUAGCUGUUUGUUUUGUUUUUCUUCUUAUACAAUUCCCUAUGUACUACUAGUAACUAGUAUCAUCCAAUAUGUUAUAUCAUCCAGUGCAUUUAGCCCGGAAGGG